GAGACUCCAGGGCGUGUCCUCGGAGGGGCGGGGCGAGGCUGCAGUUUGGCUCUAGGGCUGCCUGUCCGCUGGCCGCACUCCCACGUUCCCCAGGCUGCUGCUUCAGUGACUGUGACUGAAGAGUGGGACUCUGCGCAGCAUGGAGAAGCGGUACACAGACGACGCCCAAGCCCGGCGGCUGCCUGACACCCUCAAGGAAGAUUCCUCCCGCACGGGUCUUGGAAUUUGUGGAUGGAUUUUGGUGGCUGUCUCAUUCCUAUUCACACUUGUAACUUUCCCAAUAUCGAUAUGGAUGUGCAUAAAGAUUAUAAAGGAGUACGAGAGAGCCAUCAUCUUUAGACUGGGCCGCAUUGUACAAGGAGGAGCCAAAGGACCUGGCUUGUUUUUUAUUCUGCCUUGCACUGACAGCUUCAUCAAAGUGGACAUGAGGACCAUUUCCUUUGACAUUCCUCCUCAGGAGGUCCUCACGAAGGACUCAGUGACAAUCAGUGUGGAUGGUGUGGUCUAUUACCGCGUCCAGAACGCAACCCUGGCAGUGGCAAACAUCACCAAUGCCGACUCAGCGACCCGUCUUCUGGCACAAACUACUCUCAGGAAUGUUCUGGGCACUAAGAACCUUUCCCAGAUCCUCUCUGACAGGGAAGAAAUUGCCCAUAAUAUGCAGUGCACACUGGAUGAUGCCACUGACGACUGGGGAAUAAAGGUGGAGCGAGUGGAAAUUAAGGAUGUGAAGCUCCCCACGCAGCUCCAGAGAGCUAUGGCUGCAGAGGCAGAAGCAUCCCGGGAGGCUCGAGCCAAGGUUAUUGCUGCUGAAGGAGAAAUGAAUGCAUCCAGAGCUCUGAAAGAAGCCUCCAUAGUUAUCACCGAGUCUCCUGCAGCCCUUCAGCUUCGAUACCUUCAGACAUUGACCACCAUUGCUGCUGAGAAAAACUCCACAAUUGUCUUCCCUCUGCCUAUAGAUAUGUUGCAGGGCAUCAUGGGGGCAAAACACUGAGCCAUGUAGGCCAGCACUGAGAUGAGCUAUACAUGUCUGAGGAAGAAGUAGGAGACCAAGUUAGCCCUCAGCUCCGUGAAGAGAGUAGAGCAGGGGACCUUGAAUAUCCCUGCUUUGUCCUUUUCUAUAUGUCAAGGGUUUUAGAAUGUGUAGUGAUUAUAGAAACAGUGGAAUGAAUUACUGGCUUGUAAAUACUAAGAGAGAGACUGGCGAUUUAUAUGUAAGAUAAUGUCCCACUCUUUAAACUAAUUAAGGGUUUGUAUUUUAGAUCAUCCUGGAAUAGGUUAAAUCCCUCUUCUUUUAACUUCCAUUGAGUCAUGCUGAACACUGUCAACAGCCCAACCAGAGGCAAGAACACAAGCUACAGCCAGCUUCUCUGGGCCAUCUGUGCCUUACCUCCAGGGGGUCCUAAUUAAGGACAUUUCCUUGGUGUCUACCUACUUCAUAAACCCAAACCUCACUGGACAGGAGGCAUCUUCUUCUUGUACCUAUCAACCCAUAACCAAUGGUCAGGAUUGAUGAAAAGGGUUGUACUGACCCUUCAGUAACUUUUUAAAUUCAGCAUUAUGCUGGUCCUUGUGAAAAUAGCAGAUACAUUUUUUUUGUAACUCCUUUGAGCCUCCUUCGGGAGGAAGACAGCCCUCUGUGGUCUGUCUUUCAAACCACCUCACUACUUAUCACAAAAGUGCUUCUUCUAAAUUUUGCCUGUUUUCACAUAUCGUUUUGAAUAGUUUUGAUUUUUUAAUAAAAAUUUCUCUAAGUUCUAUAAACAGUUAUACCCAUUUGAAUAGCUAAAGAGUUAAAAGAUUUUUUAAAAAAAUAUCUUCAAAAAACCAUUAACAUUACUGUCUGCAUGCUAUUAACUAUUGUACACUGCAAAAUAUCGUGCCUACCAAUCCCACCCAUGAAGACCUGUAAUGUUAAAGGAUUAUGGGCCAACACUGUAGAGCUUAGGAUACAUAUGUGCGAUGUAGAACUCUUAGUUUGCCACAUUAUUCUUUUCCUUAAGUCUGUGUUGACACAGAAGGAAGUAGUCAGCUCCUUUGGGCCAUUGCUUCUUGGCCUGUAAUAUUAGGACACAUCUUCUUUAUGCAAGUGCCUAUGAAUUGGAGCAACCUGACACUUUCUACUGUCCCGGAAAUCUGGUGGUUGACAUUUACAGCAUAUCCUCUUUGAAGCUCUCAGUUUACCUGAAGUCUGAGAAUAACAGCUUCCUUUUCCAGCACCUGUCUUUAUCUCAGCCCUUAGCUGAAUCACUCUGUUGAUCCUAGCCCAUAAUAUCCCUUCCACCAUUCUCCAUUUUUAAGCUUAUUUUAGAAAACUUCAACUACUUUUGGUCCAGGUUCUUGAGUUUAUUAGAGGUAUAUGCACUGUUUCAACACAGGACUCUAGCUGCACUUGCAUUUUAAAUUUUAAAAUAAUGUUUUUGUCUAUUUACCCUUGAUCACUGAGGACAGGAAACUCCAUAUCCUGGUGAAAAAUCUUUUUAGAUGUAGAAUGACAGUGCUUUUUGGUCCCAUGAGUUUUUAUUUCUCCAGAUAUCAAACUGUCAUCCUUGAGAGGGAAAAAGCCUAGAAGGAGUCCUGGGGUGAGAGCAUUAGUACAAAAGUGUUUGCCAUAGCAUCCCUUUCUGAUAAUAUACAUAAUAAAGUUUGUGCGCUUUAA
Messenger RNA from Cavia porcellus (domestic guinea pig), 2659 nucleotides. RefSeq names its product stomatin (gene Stom). The transcript is spliced from 7 exons. Bases 140 to 994 code for a protein of 284 amino acids. NCBI's taxonomy places the organism in Eukaryota, Metazoa, Chordata, Mammalia, Rodentia, Caviidae. The record is from RefSeq and is a predicted model, not a curated record. Gene Ontology annotation, cellular component: plasma membrane.